UCUCUCUCUCUCUCUCUCUCUGUUUCUCUUCAAGAAACACCGCCUCCAGUUUUUAAUUUCCAAAUAAAAAUACAUUUUAUAUAAUAAUUAAAUUCCUGGGCUCCGAAGAGAAACAGAGAUUUGGAGUCCCAAUUUUUAAAUUUUUUUGUUUGAAUUUUUCUGAAUCUUGGAGGGUUUUCUGUUUUCGAAUUAGUUUAUAUGGUGAAGGCGAUGAUGGGUUCGUUGCAUUCUGAAGAUUUUUCCGAAGAAAUAUAUGGGUCUCUCGUGAAGCGCUCUCGAUUAGCCACUGCUCCUUCUGAUCAGCCCAUGUUACAGUACAAUCCGCUCGAUGAGCCAAGUCCUCUUGGCUUGAGGCUUAGAAAGAGUCCAUCAUUAUUGGAUUUAAUACAGAGGAGGCUCUCUCAAGGGAAUACUGUUGGUAUAUCGAUGUCUCCUAGUGAAACUAUCGACACCGAAAACAAGAAAGCUGUGAAGGGCUUUUCUUCUGUCUCGAGUGCUAAUGAAAAGUUGAAGGCUUCAAAUUUUCCAGGUUUGCUGUUGAGAAUCGGCAGCUGGGAGUAUCUGUCUAGAUACGAGGGUGAUCUGGUGGUUAAGUGUUAUUAUGCUAAGCAUAAACUUGUCUGGGAAGUUCUUGAAGGUGGUCUCAAGAGCAAAAUAGAGAUCCAAUGGUCUGAUAUCAUGGGCCUGAAAGCUGAUUGUCCCGUUAAUGACCCUGGCAUUUUAACCAUCAUGCUAGCUCGGCCACCUGCCUUUUUCAGGGAGACCAAUCCACAACCCAGAAAGCACACUCUGUGGCAGGCAACAGCCGACUUUACUGAUGGGCAGGCUAGCUUAAAUAAGCUACACUCUUUACAAUGCCCUCCAGGAGUGUUGAACAAGCACUAUGAGAAGCUCAUUCAGUGUGACACGCGUUUAGCUAUCUUGAGCCAACUCCUCGAACUUGACGUGGGCUCGCCAUACUUUGAGCCCGAAGCUUCUAUUGGAGAAAAUUCAGAAGAAUCCAUUGUUGCUGCACAGUUGUCCUCCUUAAAAUUUGAGGAUAAACAUUUUCCGGGAAAAAAUGUUUCUAAAGAAGUUACUUCGCCUAGCUCAGUGAUGGAUACGCAAGCGAUUGAUGGAAUGUCGAUGAGUGACCUCGUGAACCACCUCGAGAAUCGAAUUUCCGAGCAAAUGACUUGCAGAAAUUUUCCUUCGGCCAGGGCCUCAGAAUGCCAAGAAAUGCUCGAGAAUAUUGCCGAAGUUCUUCUUAACGACACCCAGUGCUCGACGGGCCUCGAUGAGCAAUCGCUCAUGAAGAAGGUCAACUCUCUCUGCAGCUUGCUCCAUGGCCCGGAUGCUGAAUUUGAAGCCCACUGUGGGCCCGUCUCAGAAGAUAAUAUCUUUUACGAAAAUUGUACCGACAAUGCCAUAGAGACUUCCGAAGGUUUGGUUGAGUUUGGGCCUGCGAUGCAGAGACCGGACUCCUUUGGGGAUUUGCUCCUGCAUUUGCCGCGAAUUGCUUCAUUACCGAAAUUUUCAAAUUUUUUAUUUGGGAUAGAAGAAGAUGACGAAGAGUUUACUCGACGGCCGAACUAGUGGUGGUUUGUGCAUAUGAAUGUUCAUAAUGAUGGAGGUAUCUGGUUUUUUCUUUUUUUCUUUUUUUUU
Messenger RNA from Striga asiatica, 1644 nucleotides. Lineage: Eukaryota; Viridiplantae; Streptophyta; Magnoliopsida; Lamiales; Orobanchaceae. The record is from the annotation of a GenBank genome assembly.